Molecule: messenger RNA, 1604 nt
Organism: Musa acuminata AAA Group (dessert banana)
Lineage: Eukaryota; Viridiplantae; Streptophyta; Magnoliopsida; Zingiberales; Musaceae
Product: probable serine/threonine-protein kinase PBL7
Exons: 5
Coding region: 109-1269 (386 amino acids)
Biological process (GO): protein phosphorylation
Molecular function (GO): protein kinase activity; ATP binding
Source: RefSeq, a predicted model, not a curated record
UGUUUCCUCUGCCACUGUCUUCUUUUGUUUCGCUUCAUCUCACCGGCUCAAGAGGAAGAGGCCAAAGGGGGAGAACCCUGCGAGGGAUUGGUGGGAGAGAGAGGGAAUAUGGGAGGGUGCUUUCCCUGCACCGGAGAGCCGAAGACGGACGACGAGGAUCCGCCCGACCUUCCGACAGCAGAUAAAUCAAAAUCCAAUCUCUCGUUCGAUGUUAAGAAAGAAACCUUAAUGAAUGAUAAGAAAGAGCUGUCAAGUAGUGGAUCAGGAUGCAUUGCUGCGCAGACAUUUACAUUUCGGGAACUGGCUGCAGCAACAAAGAAUUUUAGAGCCGAUUGCCUUCUGGGAGAAGGGGGAUUUGGUCGAGUUUACAAGGGAAGAUUAGAAAGUAGCAACCAGAUUGUGGCUAUAAAGCAGCUUGAUCGGAAUGGCUUGCAAGGAAACAGGGAAUUUCUUGUUGAGGUUCUUAUGUUGAGCCUACUUCACCAUCCUAACCUUGUCAGCCUGAUCGGCUAUUGUGCAGAUGGAGAUCAAAGGCUUUUGGUUUAUGAAUAUAUGCCAUUAGGAUCACUGGAAGACCAUCUUCACGACCUUUCCCCAGAUAAGAAGCGGCUUGACUGGAAUACACGAAUGAAAAUAGCAGCUGGUGCAGCGAAAGGAUUAGAGUAUCUACAUGAUAAAGCCAGUCCUCCUGUUAUAUACCGUGAUUUAAAAUGCUCUAACAUUUUGCUUGAUGAGGGUUAUCAUCCCAAGUUGUCUGAUUUUGGCUUGGCUAAGCUUGGUCCUGUAGGUGAUAACACACAUGUAUCCACUAGGGUGAUGGGUACAUAUGGAUAUUGUGCACCUGAAUAUGCAAUGACAGGACAGUUGACACUAAAAUCAGAUAUUUAUAGCUUUGGAGUUGUUCUUUUAGAGCUUAUCACUGGAAGAAGGGCGAUUGACAAUUCUAGAGCUGCAGGAGAGCACAAUCUUGUUGCAUGGGCACGACCAUUGUUCAAAGACAGAAGAAAAUUCUCACAGGUGGCUGAUCCAGUGCUUCAGGGUCAGUAUCCUCCAAGGGGUUUAUAUCAGGCGCUUGCAGUUGCUGCAAUGUGUGUGCAGGAGCAACCAGCUAUGCGGCCCCUAAUAGCCGACGUCGUUACAGCUCUUACAUACCUUGCUUCACAAACUUACAACCCCGACAACCAACUGAGUCAGAGCACCUCUCGCUUGGCCACACCGGGAACACCCCCUCGAACAAGAAGGGACAUCGAGAGGAAGUCAGGAUAUUGAGAACAGCCAGUGGAAGAACCUAAUGAGUAUAAAUGAGUCCAUGUGACACUCUUCCAGGAGCUAAUGGUGAGUGCCUACAUCUUGCAGCAGAAUGUACAUUUUUUGUGGUCUCUUGGCUGGUUCCUUGAUGACCGAUGUCAAUUCUCGAUUUGCCAGGUUGGCCUUGCUCGAUUCAGGACUAAGUUAAUUUUGGGGAAUUAGAUUCUUUUGUUGUGGUAUAUGUAGUUUUGUGUCCUUGUAUCUAAGUGCAUGUACCAGACGGCAAGUCUCUUGAUAUUUCUUAUUGUCUUGCUUAAGAAUUUAGCAAAUUGUGUUGUUCCCAGUGCCUUCAUAUA